AUGGAUUAUCGUACAUUGGAAAUCAAUGUCAUGUCUGCAAGGGAUCUAAACAAAGUCAACCUCAUCACGAAAAUGGACGUGUACGUCGUCGUUUCAAUCUCCGGCGGAGACAAGAAAUCGAAACAGAAGACAAAAACGCCGGUGGACAACGAUGGAGACAGCAAUCCCACUUGGAAUUUUCCUAUGAAGUUCACGGUGGAGGAUGCGGCGCUCCAGCAGAACCGCCUAAAUCUUGUGUUCAAGCUUGUGUGUCAGCGAGUACUUGGGGAUAAGGACGUUGGUGAAGUGCACGUGCCGUUAAAAGAGCUUCUUGAAUCUCCGGCGGCUGCCGGUGGAGGCGGGGAUGGGAAGCAGCAGAAGUUUGUGAGUUAUCAAGUGAGGAAACCCAGUGGGAAGCCUAAAGGGGAACUUACUUUUUCAUACAGGUUUAAUGAGAAAGUUGCCGGUGGAUUUGCGGCGGCGCCACCAGUUCUGCCGCCUGUUGCGACAAAAGUUGAAGAUGAUAAGCCUGUCACCGCUUUUCCAGCUAAUCCGAUGAUGGCGGGACCCAGUUCUAUGUAUCCUCCGCCACCGCCUGUAGGGUAUCCUCCUUAUCCAACUGCCGGGGGAAAUGAGCAGUAUCCACCCCAGCAGCCGCCGCCCGGAGGAUAUCCUCCUCCUCCGCCGGGAUAUGGGUACCCACAACCACCUCCACCCUCUUAUGGUGGAUACCCGCCGCCUCCACCGCCAGGAUAUGGGUAUCCCCAACCACCACCACCACCGGGGUAUGGCUAUGCGCCGCCGGUGGUACAGCAACCACCAAAAAAGAACAAAUUUGGCAUGGGACUAGGUGCCGGACUGCUAGGAGGUGCUAUUGGCGGGUUGUUAAUUGGAGAUAUGAUUUCGGAUGCAGGGGAUUAUGGCUUUGAUGGUGGAUUUGAUUUUUGA
Messenger RNA from Fraxinus pennsylvanica, 927 nucleotides. The record is from the annotation of a GenBank genome assembly. Lineage: Eukaryota; Viridiplantae; Streptophyta; Magnoliopsida; Lamiales; Oleaceae.